AUGUCGAGAAUAUUAACGGAUGAUGAUGAUGAAACCCAAACAAUUGAACAAUCUUAUGAUGAUUUUAUACUCAAUUUUAAAUCAGAUCCAUCAAUAACUAUUCUAUCAAAAAAUUCUCUAUCACUUUUGCAUGAAUAUGCUCAAUUAAAUGGACAAAAAUUAUCAUUUCAAUUAAUUUCACAAUCUGGACAAAGCCAUCAACCAAUUUUUGCUGUAGCUGUUCUUCUUGAUGAUAGACAAUUUUCAGCUGCAUUGGCAUCAACAAAACGUGAAGCAUGUAUAGAAGCAGCUUAUAAAGUUUUUUAUCAAUUAUCACUAGAUGCAAGACAAUCUCAAAAAUUUAUUACAAGAAAUGAUUGUGCAUUGUUUGAUCGCAUUGCAUCGAAAGUUUUAUCAACAUAUCGAGAUUUAUGUAUUAGUGUAUUAUUAGAACUUAUUGGUUGUAAAGUUCUUGCUGGAUUUGUUCUAGAAAAAACUGAUGAACAAACAUUUACUGUUAUUAGUCUAGCAACAGGUAAUAAAUGUGUUGGUGGUUCAGUAUUAUCACCAAAAGGAUUAGUUGUUCAUGAUAGUCAUGCGGAACAAUUAGCUCGUCGAGGUUUUAUCAGAUAUUUAUAUGGGCAACUAGAAUCUUUUCGAAAAAAUACAGAAUCAAUAUUUGAAAAAGGAAAUAAUGAAAAAUUAGUGUUGAAACCUACAAUACGUAUUCAUUUUUAUACAUCAUUUGCACCAUGUGGUGAUUCAGCAUUAUUUACUCCGAGAGAUACAAUAACUGAAGCAUUAAUAAGAGAUGAACAUCAAUUAUAUCGAACAGCACGUGUACAAGGGCAACUUCGUUCUAAAAUUGAAAAUGGUGAAGGAACAAUUCCAACAGAUUCGAAAAGUACUAUUCUAUCUCUUGAUGCUAUUGCAAAUGGUAAACAUGUUCGACAUAUGUCAUGUUCAGAUAAGAUUUUUCGUUGGAAUGUAUUGGGUAUACAAGGUGCAGUUCUUUCAAAUGUAAUUCAACCCGUUUAUCUACAUUCUAUUACAAUUGGUUUUCCAUUUCAUUAUGGCCAUUUAUGUCGAGCUUUAUGUUGUCGAUUGCAAGAAUAUUUUAAUUCAAAUCCAUUAUCAGAACCUUAUCGUCUUAAUCAUCCUCUUAUUGGACAUACUAAAUUAAAAUGGACAGAAAAAAAUCAUCGAAAUAAUAAUAAUUCAUAUGAUAGUCUUAAUUGGAAUAUUAAAGAUAACACUAUUGAAUUAAUUGAACCAUCAUUAGGAAAACGAAAACCAAAUAAUGAACCAUCUCGUUUAUGUAAAUCGGAAAUAUUUCAAUUAUAUAAAAACAUAUAUUCAACUAAUAAUAAAAAUUAUGAUCAAAUUAAGAAAUCAUCAGUUAUAUAUGAACAAUGUGUAGAAACAGUUGUUUCUGGAUAUGCUGGUGGUAAUAAAACAAAUCCGUCCUAUGAAGAAGUAUGUACUGGAACUACUAAUCAUGUUGAAGUUGUUCAGAUCAUAUUUGAUCCACAAACAAUCGCUUAUAAACAAUUAUUAAAUGUUUUUUUUAAUAUUCAUGAUCCAACUACAAAAGAUCGACAAGGUGCUGAUAUUGGUACUCAAUAUCGUUCUGUUAUAUUUUAUCAUGAUCCAGUACAACAAAAAGAAAGUGAAAUGUUUAAAGCACAUUUAACUAAUGAAAACGUUUAUAAAGAUCCAAUUGUAACAGAAAUUUUACCAAUUGAUAAGAAUCAAUUUUAUUCUGCUGAAGAAUAUCAUCAAAAUUAUUUUAAUAGAAAUCCAAAUCAAGGCUAUUGUUCAACUAUUGUUAAAAGUAAAAUUGAUAAAUUUAUGACAAAAUUUCCUGACUUACUCAAAAAUCAAAUUUAA
Molecule: messenger RNA, 1869 nt
Organism: Rotaria sp. Silwood2
Lineage: Eukaryota; Metazoa; Rotifera; Eurotatoria; Philodinida; Philodinidae
Source: the annotation of a GenBank genome assembly